This is a messenger RNA of Amoebophrya sp. A120, 479 nucleotides long. NCBI's taxonomy places the organism in Eukaryota, Dinophyceae, Syndiniales, Amoebophryaceae. The record is from the annotation of a GenBank genome assembly.
CGCGCGGCUGGUUAGGCUUUCGCGCUGGUUAGAAUUUCGCGCACGCAUUUGGUUACCAAUAUCGCCCUCCGGGCGCGACCUUCAUACAAUUAACGAUGCCCUUCCGGAUCUUGUACUUCAAUUUAAGUAAGCUACGAGUGCAGAAAAAAUGGCACUGACUCGAGUGGAAAAUGUUAUCUCAGGUUCAUUACACCUGUGCACCCAGGGUCGGUGUCGCCGCAAGCGCGUUGGCACAGAACCCGAAGUCAUAUGUGAAGGUGGACACAUCACAUACGUCUCGCAUUGCGGCCACGAUACGCAUGGUGAGAGAGUGGCAGCACCGCUGUAGAAAAGAUAGACACAGACGCGCACGUAGUUUUGUGGAAGCAAGAAUAAACUGCGAGGACGUCGACGCUUGCGACGUGAGUAGUAAGUCUACUGAAUCUCCUGUUUGGCAGAGGCUCUGCCACAAGUCGAGCGAGGAUUUGGAUGUACCCUAG